Molecule: messenger RNA, 1553 nt
Organism: Python bivittatus (Burmese python)
Lineage: Eukaryota; Metazoa; Chordata; Lepidosauria; Squamata; Pythonidae
Gene: ACRBP
Product: acrosin binding protein
Cellular component (GO): acrosomal vesicle; nucleus
Source: RefSeq, a predicted model, not a curated record
UUAAUAAGUUUCCUUUCUUGUGCUGUUUUUCCUUCAGGAUUCCCAAUCUUUCUGGCGCCAGCAAUUCCAAGUUCUUUAUCCUCAGAUCCAGGCAGCCCACUCACGGAUGAUGAAUAUAAGGUCUUUUUCUCUUCCUUGAGGCCCACAUGGAAGGCAAGCCUGGUGUGUCAGAUCCGCCGUAGCAAAGGUUGCCAUGACCCUAAAAUAAUAGAGCUGGAUCGAUUUGAGAAUCAUGGCCAGAUUCCAGAGGGUCCUGUCUGUGCAGAACUUCCCCAAAGCCCACGUUUUGAUACUUUUUGUGUGUUUGCACAGUUUCGAUGCUUAAACCAGAAGUUCUACACCAAGCGGAUCCUGUGUCCUAAGCUGCCACUCCUUGAAGAGACUGACUUUCUCCCUACAGCCCCAAGUGAGAAUCAUGCCUUCGCCCCAACUGAGGUUUCUCCACUAACCCUUGAACACCGCCUCCGCUCCAAUAUCGACUCCAUUUUGAAAUACUCCUUUGCAGUCUCAGGACAGGAGCCUAUGCUGAAGAAUGAUUUCCAUGUUCCACACAGUAAUCUGGAAGCACAACAGCUCCCCAAAUGGCCAGAUGACUUAAAUGCUGAGAGUAACACCUUUCCUCCUGAAGCAUCCACCCUAUUUAUCAAAAAUGUUGAAGUCACAGAGGACGUCACAGACCAGCAACUCUUUGAAGACAUCCACCAUCUGAUUGGCAGAGCAUUGUCAUUGGAGAAGACCCUGAAGGCAGAGAAUAUGAAAGAGAGAGAAAAUGAAAAUCCAAGUCUGAAUAUUGAAGAAGCCAACUCAGAAAACAGUUCCACAGGCAGUCUUUUAGCUAUUGACAAGGAUGAAGCUCUGGUGAUUCUCUGCUAUGCAGUGCUUCAAGAUAUUUGCAUAUCCUCAGCUAUUAGCAAGGCCUGGAAAGAAAUAGAAGGAAAAAUCUUUGGCUCUGAGGAUUUGGUGUGCGAUAACCUUGGCCGGCAUCACGCAGAUCUGUGUCCUGAAUGUGCAUUCUGCUCCCUAAAAACAGAGCAGUGUCAAGGGGCUUCCAAUCUGAAACGUAUCCGCUGUAAUGAUGGUAUCUUCACAAACUACAUUAACCCUGGGAUCCUGGCUCAGCAUCAGGCUAUGAACCUCGAGGGCUCCCCAGACAUAGACGAAUUUUAUGGGUUUGAAACUUAUGGAGGCAUGCGGACAGAGUACUGGUGUGGUCGCUUGGCUGCUCAUGGCUGUGAUGAUUAUCGUGUAGCUCUUUGGUUGCAGUCAGAAUAUUCUUUCUUUCAUGGAGGAGAUUUCCCAGACAAGAUUUGUGACUCAACAGGAGUUCAACAUCCAACCUAUUGUGCAUUCAAGAGCAAUCAGUGCAUGCAAUACACCAUCCAAAAUAAGAAGGUAUUGCGGACUGGCUGCUUAAAAAAUCAGAUAUACCGUGAGCUAAGCAGGGAGGAAGGGGAAGUGGAAGUGCUGCUCUGGAGCCAGAAAUUCUUGAAUUUUGCCGAAGGGUGAAUGAAUGAAAGAACAGAAAGAAGCAGUUUGAACAAAGGAAAAGGGCC